This is a messenger RNA of Ichthyophthirius multifiliis, 1122 nucleotides long. RefSeq names its product kazal-type serine protease inhibitor domain protein. The transcript has a single exon. The annotation marks the transcript as partial. Gene Ontology annotation, molecular function: protein binding. Lineage: Eukaryota; Ciliophora; Oligohymenophorea; Hymenostomatida. The record is from RefSeq and is a predicted model, not a curated record.
AAAAAAAAAACAUGAAAUAUAUUUAUUAAACAUUAAUUGUAAUAACUUUAAUAACUCUAUCAUCUACCCAAACCUACAACUGCCCUGCCUACUGCGGUUCUUUAUUUAGUUAUUAUAAAUACGAUCCUGUAUGUGCUGUCACAUUCAACUCAUUCAAUGUUUAAUAAAAAAAGUUUUACAUGAACGAAUGUUAAGCCUGUAAGACUUCAAAUCUUAUUCCUACAUUAUUUUAUGCAGAAGGAAAAUGCAAAGAUUAUAAGAAUUUCUAUUUAUGUGAUCCUGAUUUAUAGGGAAAUUAAAUUUGUACUAAGGAAUAUUAACCUGUUUGUGGUUAUUCAUUUUAGAUUAAAACUGCUAUUACUUAUGGAAAUAGAUGCUAAGCAUGCUCUGCUUUGGGUGUUUAUAAAUAUAAAUUAGGAAAAUGUUCGAAAUUUAAUUUUUUAGAUGAUAUAAUUAGAUGUGAUAAUGAUUAAAUAUCUAAAAUUUGCACAGCUGAUUAUAAUCCAGUUUGUGGAUGGGCAGAUAAAAAAAAAAUUAAAUGUUUAAGAUAUCCAUGUGCAUCUAGUUAUUCUAAUGGAUGUGAAGCUUGUGCAGAUAAAAGUGUAGAAUAUUAUACAAAAGGAAGUUGUCCAGGAGAACCAGAAAUUGGACCUGAUGAUAUAUUUGAUUAACUUUAAGUGCCAUAAGAAUAAAAAUGCCCUAUUAAAUUUGUAAAGUCUGAUGUAACAACAAAAGCUGAUGCUACUGUUGCAACAGGAGAGCUUAAUGCUAGACCUGCUUAGUAGGUUUUAAUGUGUACAGAAAAUGAUUAACCGGUUUGUGGUUUAUAUAAUCCUAAAAUGAGAGUAUGUAUUACAACCCCAUGUGGAGAAACAUUCAAGAAUAAAUGUGAUGCUUGUGAUAAAGAUUAUGUAAUUUCGUUCACAGAUGGACCAUGUAACCCAAGAGAUUAAACAACUUAAAACAAUAAUUAGGGAAAAGUAUGAUUAUUUAGUUUAAUAUAUAAAUAGUUUGUUAUUUAAUUAUAAAAAAGAUUAAAUUUUUAAAAACAUUAUAAUAUUAAAAUUUUUAUUUAAAUUAAAUUUUUUCAUAUAUAAAAAAAAUUAAAUAUAUAAAAUAUUG